Nymphaea colorata (pocket water lily) is the source of this 2880-nucleotide messenger RNA. RefSeq names its product serine/threonine-protein kinase BLUS1-like. Gene Ontology annotation, molecular function: protein kinase activity; protein serine/threonine kinase activator activity; ATP binding. Gene Ontology annotation, biological process: protein phosphorylation. The record is from RefSeq and is a predicted model, not a curated record. Lineage: Eukaryota; Viridiplantae; Streptophyta; Magnoliopsida; Nymphaeales; Nymphaeaceae. Bases 346 to 2385 code for a protein of 679 amino acids. The transcript has 21 exons.
AAGUGAUUUUCCAGAAAUUUGCUUUUUCAGGAUAAAAAGAAGAACUGGACUGUUAACACCUGGAUCUUCGGCGCCAUGGAACGGCCAAUAGCAGAGGCUCUUUGUCGCCACGUAGGCGCAUGACACGGCCCCCAUCAUGGCGGUCAACGGUUUAAUCUCUCACCGCCUCUGUAGAAUCUGGAAAAAAAAAUUCUCACUUUUUCGCUCUUAAUAUCCCUUUAAGGCUCCGUCUCUUGAAGAUUCUUGGUGAAUUCGAGGAAUUGGGUCUUAAUCAGCGGGGGAAGGUAGGUGACCUUUCAUUUUAUUGAGCGUUUCGGCUGUUGUUGGGGAGCAAUUAGUUUGGUCAUGGGCAAGCCGGUGAGUGGCCGGAAAAGCUAUCCGGCGUCGCCCACGGAUUACCAGUUGAUGGAGGAGAUCGGAGACGGAGCUAGCGCUACUGUCUACCGAGCGAUCUGCAUCCCUUUCAAUGAAAUUGUUGCUGUCAAAUGCUUGGAUCUCGAUCGAUGCAACAGUAAUCUGGAGGACAUGCGACGAGAGGCUCAAACUAUGAGUCUGAUUGACCACCCAAAUGUGAUCAAGGCCUACUGCUCCUUUGUUGUUGAUCGAUGCCUUUGGGUAGUUAUGCCAUUUAUGGCACAGGGAUCAUGCUUGCAUAUAAUGAAGGUUGCAUACCCAGAUGGAUUUGAAGAGGCAGUGAUCUGUUCUCUUCUCAAGGAGACGCUUAAAGCUUUGGACUAUCUUCAUAAACAUGGGCAUAUUCAUCGUGACGUGAAGGCAGGAAAUAUCCUUCUAGAUAGCACUGGAUUUGUGAAGCUUGGUGAUUUUGGUGUUUCCGCUUGCAUGUUUGACAAGGGUGAUAGACAGCGUUCAAGAAACACUUUUGUGGGCACACCAUGCUGGAUGGCACCGGAGGUCUUGCAAUCUGGUAGCGGUUAUGAUUUCAAAGCUGAUAUUUGGUCAUUUGGAAUAACUGCAUUGGAGCUGGCACAUGGUCAUGCACCAUUUUCGAAGUACCCCCCAAUGAAGGUUCUCCUCAUGACCCUGCAAAAUGCUCCACCUGGCCUCGACUAUGAGAGAGACAAAAGGUUUUCAAAGUCUUUUAAAGAAAUGGUGGCCAUGUGCUUGGUGAAAGAUCAAAGUAAGAGGCCAACAGCAGAGAAAUUGCUCAAGCAUUCAUUUUUCAAAAAUGCAAAGCCACCAGAAUCAACUCUGAAAAAACUUUUGGUAGACCUACCACCACUUUGGGAUCGCGUAAAAGCUCUUCAGCUUAAAGAUGCAGCAGAGUUAGUCAUGAAGAAAAUGCCAUCGGCAGAGCAAGAAGCGAUCUCACAGAGUGAGUAUAAACGGGGUGUUAGUGCCUGGAAUUUUGACAUUGAGGACUUGAAAGCUCAGGCAUCAGUGAUUCGAGAUGAUGAUGAACUUCCAGGUCUAAGGGAGGAGGAUAUGGAACCCAGACCAGCACAAAAGGAGAAGGCUUCACCUAGUUCUUUGUCAGGGAAGCCAGCCUUUAGACAUGAAAUUGUUUGCAGUGGAAGUAUAGGUGAUGCUUCUUCUUCAGAAGGUAGACACUUGAACACCGGAGAAAAAAUCACUUUGUCUAAAUCGGCUGAAUUGGAUUGUGGGGGUCCCAGUGAAAUACAGUGUUUAGCGUCAAAAGAUGAAAUAGGAAAGAAUGUUGGAGUUGGAGAUGUGAAAAUUGGUGAAAGCCAUGCCCUCAAUGACUGUGACAGUGGACAACCUAUGCCCACUUCAGAGAGAGGAUUAAGCAGAGAAGCCAAUGAUCGGUCGACACCAGAGAAACCAUUGAAGCACGAUGCUCAUAAAGACUCCAGUCUUAAUGGUCCAAUGAUGCUGCCAAGGCGGGCUUCUAUGAACAGCUUAUCGGCUCCCAUUAGAUCAUCAGGAGGAUACAGGGAUAGUGUAGAAGAUAAAUCAAAGGCAAAUGUGGUGAAAGUGAAAGGUCGAUUUUCAGUGAUGUCUGAAAACGUGGAUGUUGUGAAGGCUGCCACUUCCAAAGAAACUGGUAAUGUCCCAGUUGCAGCAUCGGUUCUAAUUCCACAGCUACAGAAUCUUUUCCAGCAAACUGCAGUUCAACAGGAUCUUAUCAUGAAUCUGAUUAACAGCCUGCAGCAAACUGCAUUUGCAGAUGGGAAAUGUUCCUCUCAGGUUCCAACCUUUGGCAUUGAUACUUCUAAUGAAGCAGCACCAUCUGAAAGGGAGCGACAGUUGCUAACCAAGAUAUCCGAUCUUCAAAACAGGGUAUUGAGUUUAACUGAUGAUCUCACAACGGAAAGGGCGAAGUACAUUCAUUUACAGCAGCAGCUGAAUGAUUUAUCUACCCAAGAAAAGUUUGGGAACUCAAACGGGGACAAGACAAGUACAUAAGGACAAAUUAGACCUGAAAAAUGGCAUAUUUCUCAGGGACAAGAUGUAAAGGAUGGUUCUUCAUUUGAUGUAUGUGUUUUCCCUGGUAAGCUAUUUCUGGAGUUGCAGUAACUGAGAAUUUCACAUAAACAAUCUUCUAUAAGCCAAGUUAACCUGCCGGCGGCAUUUCUUCUAGAAGAUGAUUGCUUGAGCCAGAUUGUUCUCAGUUGCAGAAUCUCCAAAGUUGGAGACGUGAUCAGCAUGAUCUAAAAACAAAUGUUGAAUGGCAGUCAAAUGCAAUAAUAGUGAGCGUGCAGUGAAGUUUCAAGCAGUUCUACGCAAUUGAAAAAAUUAGACCAGAUUGGGAGUCACUGUGAUUAUUUGUGUUUGGAAACGGCACUUUUUCUAUUUAUAUAUUUGCUUCUGUUGUAAUGGGUGGGCUCAAUACAAAUUCAUGUUAUUAAACCUGAUAUAGAAUACUACCUUCAAUAACUUGAUAUUUCAUCUUUGUACUUA